Carassius gibelio (silver crucian carp) is the source of this 2491-nucleotide messenger RNA. RefSeq names its product RPE-retinal G protein-coupled receptor-like. The record is from RefSeq and is a predicted model, not a curated record. Gene Ontology annotation, cellular component: membrane. Gene Ontology annotation, biological process: phototransduction; visual perception; G protein-coupled receptor signaling pathway. NCBI's taxonomy places the organism in Eukaryota, Metazoa, Chordata, Actinopteri, Cypriniformes, Cyprinidae. The transcript is spliced from 7 exons. The coding region runs from base 51 to 926 and encodes 291 amino acids. Gene Ontology annotation, molecular function: G protein-coupled receptor activity.
AAAGUCUCGCUCUGUAACACAGCGCUCAGCAGUGAGAAGUGUCUUGGACAAUGGCUUUAUACGUGUUACCGGAGGGAUUUAGUGAUUUUGACAUGUUCGCCUUCGGCUCUGUGCUGCUGGUGGGCGGUCUUCUUGGUUUCUUUCUUAAUUUAAUCUCGAUCAUGGCGUUCCUCAGAAUCCGGGAGAUGCAGACGCCCAAUAACUUCUUCAUCUUUAACCUGGCCGUGGCCGACCUGAGCCUCAAUAUUAACUGUUUAGUGGCUGCUUACGCCAGUUACCUGAGAUACUGGCCGUUUGGGUCGGAGGGCUGCCAGAUUCACGCUUUUCAGGGAAUGGUGUCGAUCCUCGCCGCCGUCUGUUUUCUGGCUGCCAUUGCUUGGGACAGAUAUCAUCAGUACUGUACUAAGCAGAAGAUGUUCUGGAGCACGUCUAUGACCAUCAGCACCAUCAUCUGGAUCCUGGCCGUGUUCUGGGCGCUCCUGCCGCUGCCGGCCAUUGGAUGGGGCGUCUUUGACUUUGAGCCGAUGAAAACUUGCUGUACGCUCGACUACACACAAGGAGACCGGAGUUACAUCACCUACAUGGUGUCCAUCACUUUACUGUAUUUAGCAUUCCCUGUUAUGGUUUUGCAGUCGUCCUACAAUUCCAUCUAUGCUUAUUUCAAAAAGACACACCACUUUAAGUUUAACACAGGGUUACCUCUGAAAGCGCUGCUGUUCUGCUGGGGUCCGUAUCUUCUGCUGUGCACAUACGCCUGCUUCGAGAACGUUAGCCUCAUUUCACCAAAGCUCAGAAUGGUUCUUUCAGUGCUUGCCAAGACAUCUCCGAUCUUCCACGCCGUCCUGUACGCGUUCGGGAACGAGUUCUACCGUGGAGGAAUCUGGCAGUUCCUCACCGGGCAGAAAUCUGCAGACAAAAAGAAAUAGUGAAUGAGCUUUAGCCAUGUAAUGUUGUAUUCAGACGAGUCUGCAAGAAUUUACACGUGAUGUGACUGUAAUUCAUGUCAAAUCAGUGCCUAACACAUUUGGAGAUAUUUGUCCAGAAUUUCACAAAGUGAUUAUAGAAGACGGACAUAUGAAGCCUUUCAGUUCUCUGCAGUGUGAGAGAUCACUUACACAGUUCAUUUAGGACACAAUCAUUUAACCAUUUCAUUGUUCUUGCCUUACUGUUGCUGUUGAUCAGUGCAAGAGAAUCUAAUAUUCAUGUGUAAAUCUGUAAGUAACCCUAACUUGAAACCAGUGAGGGAACUGCUAAAAACAAAAGGGCUUUUCAUUGUUUAUCCACAGAAUAAACCGUGAGGCACAAGACAGUUUGUGACGGUUCUUUAGAUGUUCAGAAGGAGACUAAUGAAGGCUAAAUAACUCCAAUAGAAUCUCUCAUCAAGGACUGGAUUGCAGAUAUUCAUCUUCACUGGUUUAGACUUUAGAAAAUGCCCUGAUUCCUCGGUGUGUGUGCGUGUGUGUGUGUGUGUGUGGGUGCGUGCGUGUGUGUGUGGGUGCGUGCGUGCAUGUGCGUGUGUGUGUGUGUGUGGGUGCGUGCGUGCAUGUGCGUGUGUGUGUGUGUGUGGGUGCGUGCGUGCAUGUGCGUGUGUGUGUGUGUGUGUGUGCGUGCAUGUGUGUGUGUGUGCGCGUGUGUGUGAGUGUGUGCGUGCGUGCGAGUGUGUGUGUGUGUGUGUGCGUGCGAGUGUGCGAGUGUGUGUGUGUGUGUGUGUGUGUGCGUGCGUGCGAGUGUGUGUGUGCGAGUGUGUGUGUGUGUGUGUGUGUGUGUGUGUGCGUGCGUACGUGCGAGUGUGUGUGUGUGUGUGUGUGUGUGUGUGUGCGUGCGUGUGUGCGAGUGUGUGUGCGAGUGUGUGUGUGUGUGCGAGUGUGUGUGUGUGUGCGUGUGUGUGCGUGCGUGCGUGCGUGCGAGUGUGCGUACGUGCGAGUGUGUGUGUGCUCGUCAGGAGUCUGAAUGCUCAGUGUUCGGUGUGUUGCUGAUGUUCACAGAUCUUCUCAGUCUCCAGCUCAGAUCUGGAAGCGGUGGCUAAUCAACAUUCAUGUUCAGGAUUAGAAAUUCUCCAGGAUUUUGUAAUCUGCAGUAAUUCCACUGCACAAGGAGCUGCUCUCAUAUCAGUAGAUUUGGGUUUCUGACGUAUGUUGAAGACCAAAGAGGAUCAGGAGAGCUUUAGCGCAGCCGGUCACGGGACGGCUCUCGGACACACACCGAACUCUGAAACACACCAGAGCAGAGCAGAGGAGGAACGUCUGGUCGUUCUUUCAUUCAUUCACUGAGCUUUACUCUUUAUUGUCUUUCCUACUCUUUAAUGUGAGUGAACUGUGUGUAUUGAUGUCUAUCCGUUCACAUUCCUCCACAGUUCCUGGAAUCAGGUGUUUUUAACAUGAGCUCAAAUAUAAAACUGAACAUGGCAAACAUUUUUUGAUUUUUGAAUGCUGUUUAGAAAAGCAGGUGAUGCAGAUGGAGAUCUUUUGGAUAAAGUACAAAUUCAUGGCAA